AUGAAAUUAUUUAAUAAUAAAAAGCUUUGGGUUAUUUUAUUAAUUUUAAUUGUACUUUUAAUUAAUGUUAGCACAUCAUAUGCUCAAGAAGAUGGAUCAAUGACAAAUAGUGAAGGUUCUCUUGACAAUAUGGGCGAUUCUGAAAAUCCGCCACCUUCCGAAUCAGAACAACAAAUUUCAGAAGAAGAGGAAGAACAACCAAGCUCUGGUGAUCCGCAAACCUCAUCAACUAUUCAAGAAAGUGAGGAGCAACCAGCUGAGUCAACCACCGAAGAACAACCAGCUGAAUCAACUACAUCUGAAGAACCAGCUGAAUCAACCACCGAAGAACAACCCGCUGAAUCAACAACAUCUGAAGAACAACCAGCUGAAUCAACAACAUCUGAAGAACAACCAGCUGAGUCAACUGAAUCUGAAGAACAACCAGCUGAAUCAACCACCGAAGAACAACCAGCUGAAUCAACUACAUCUGAAGAGCAACCAGCUGAAUCAACUGAAUCAGAGGAACAACCAUCUGAAUCAACCACCGAAGAACAAUCAGCUGAAUCAACUACAUCUGAUGAGCAACCAUCUGAAUCAACCACCGAAGAACAAUCAACUGAAUCAACAACUACAUCUGAAGAACCAGCUGAAUCAACUGAAUCAGAAGAGCAACCUUCAGAAUCAACAAAUGAAGAGCCAGUAAGUGAAGAGUCAACAGGCGAGGAAUCAACAACAUCUGAAGAACAAACAAGUGAAGAACAAUCCACUGAAUCGGCUACAUCUGAAGAGCAAACAGACGAACCAACUACCUCGGAAGAACCAGCAUCUGAAGCCACCUCGGAAGAAUCAGCAGAAUCAACCACAUCUGAAGCACCAGAAGAAUCUACAGAAUCAGAAGAAACAGUUGAAGCAUCUGAAGAACCAGCAGACGAAUCAGCAAAUGAAGCAUCAGAAGCAUCAGAAAAAGCAGAAAGCAAUGAAGAGACAUCUGAAGGUGAAACUGAAGAAUCUGAAGAAAAUGGAGAGGAAUCAGAAACCGGUGAAGGUAGCGAAGAAUCUGAAGAAAAUGAAGAGGAAUCAGAAACUGAAGAGGAUGACACACCAAUUAGAACAAGAAAAUCACCUGCAUUUUCAUCUUCAGCAGAACCAGGUACCCAACCACUCCCAAGAAUUGAAGAUGAUUCAAGUAGUUUACCAAAUAAACAAAAUAAGCUACACUCAAGUACUGAUGAAGAAAGCAGCUCAAACAGCGGAUCAAACUCAUUAUCCAAAGGUAUCUCAACACUCUUAGCUUUUUCAGGUUCAUUAAUAAUAUAUAUUUUAGUUUUGUAA
Messenger RNA from Dictyostelium purpureum, 1314 nucleotides. RefSeq lists its product as uncharacterized. Bases 1 to 1314 code for a protein of 437 amino acids. The record is from RefSeq and is a predicted model, not a curated record. The transcript has a single exon. Lineage: Eukaryota; Evosea; Eumycetozoa; Dictyosteliales; Dictyosteliaceae.